AUCUAAGUAAACAAAACAUUUCUAUCUCAAGACGUCAAAAUUGUCUGUAUAACUCUGAAAACAUAUAUUUCUUCAACAAGUGCUCUCUCUAAAGAGGUACCAUCUACAAAAAACUAACCUCCUAAAACUGACUAAAACUUAUCUGUACCAAACUCUGUCAAAGUCACCCAUGUAAACAAAAUUCAAGUCAUGAUAUACCCAAAAUUACAAGUAGAGAAAAACAGACAAAAUGAAGCGAACUACGAUUGGCUUAAUAGUAGUGAUAGCCCUAAUAUUCUUUGCUAUCAUGUUAGUAUGUGUGCAGGUGACGAAAAAUGUGAAUGAGACUGAGGGUCUGUCCGAAGGUUGUCAACAGGAUGGGAGGAGACACGUCAUCGCAUUGAAUGAGCAUCACCUUCAUAACAGUUCGAUGCUUGUGGCCGAGAGGUUUCCCUACGUGGCCGCUAUUACGAGGAACGCCAGCACGUUGUGGCCGUUCUCGUGCUUUGCCUGUGUCGUGCUGUCUAGAUGGAUCGUGACUGCGGCUCAUUGCAGACACUCCGGCUCCCACCACCGCGUGAUCCUCUUCCACGACUUCGCCUUCAACCAGUCUUACACGUUCCCGAUCCAGCUGUGGCGAAUACACGAGAAGUACAACACCAGCCACCCCUCACCCAAGUAUGACAUAGCAGCGGCCAGGCUGAACCUCGACGAGUACCCGUACGUACUGAAGCCAGCUGUCUUCGACGAAAGUGAGGCUAUACAUGUCGAGGCCAGUAUUUGGAAGACAGUUUCGACGAUGGACAAGAGAUUGUAUCUAACGAAUCAUUUCGAGAGGUAUUACUUGAAAAUUGUGAACUCGGAUCGGUGUUUUGAAACGUUCGGCAUCGUGUUGGACGAGAGCCUGAUCUGUGUCGACAUGUCCAACUACGAUUCGUGUUUCGUGCACGAGUUUGGGCCUAUUUUCUCGGAGGAGAAGCUUGUGGGCAUCCUGGCGGUGAAGCCGCAGGACUGUGACACCAAGUUGUCUAUAUUCACUAAUAUUUCUUAUUAUACGAAUUGGAUAUUAAGAACAACUCAUGAGGGAUGAUUUGGUUUUGUUUUAUUUCUUUGAUUCCCCAUUUUUACUGAUGUAUUUUUUGGUUAGAACUUGAUUAACUUCCUUUGAAUCGGCUACUACCACUAAAUUUGGUCAUAUCCAAUCCUUGUUUUGAAUAAUGCCCAUUUAGAGACAUUUUACACUACAAAACAACC
This is a messenger RNA of Trichoplusia ni (cabbage looper), 1233 nucleotides long. RefSeq names its product chymotrypsin-like protease CTRL-1. The record is from RefSeq and is a predicted model, not a curated record. Gene Ontology annotation, biological process: proteolysis. The coding region runs from base 230 to 1069 and encodes 279 amino acids. Lineage: Eukaryota; Metazoa; Arthropoda; Insecta; Lepidoptera; Noctuidae. Gene Ontology annotation, molecular function: serine-type endopeptidase activity. The transcript has 2 exons.